Molecule: messenger RNA, 1689 nt
Organism: Arvicanthis niloticus (Nile rat)
Lineage: Eukaryota; Metazoa; Chordata; Mammalia; Rodentia; Muridae
Source: RefSeq, a predicted model, not a curated record
AUGGAGAGCUCGGCUGGCGACCCAUACCGGCGGCCUGCGCGGCGCACUCAGUGGCUGCUGAGCGCCUUGGCUCACCACUAUGGGUUGGACCGCGGCGUGGAGAACGAGAUCGUGGUGCUGGCUACCGGUCUGGACCAGUAUCUGCAGGAGGUCUUCCACCACUUGGACUGCCGGGGAGCCGGCCGCCUGCCGCGCGCCGACUUCCGUGCGCUCUGCGCGGUACUGGGGCUGAACGCUGAUGGGGAGGCGACCACCGAGGAUGCAAACUCCGCAGAAGCGGCCGCCAAGAACCCGGUUGCUGGGAUGAUCCCUGGCGGGGACGCGGACGUUAGGGAAGAGGCGCGCCUGGCUCUGCGCGCCGACCCCCCUGAGCUCACCUUCCGCCAGUUUCACGCGCGCCUCUGCGGCUACUUCAGUAGCCGAGCCGGGCCACGGCUACCCCGCGGAGCUCUCAGCGAGCACAUAGAGACCCAGAUCCGCCUCCGCCGCCCGCGCCGCCGCCGCCCGCCUGGCUCGCCGAGCCUGCACGGUAGCGCCUAUGGCGAGCGCGUGGCACAUCUAGAGGAGGAAAACAGCAGCCUAAGAGAGCUGGUGGAGGACCUACGAGCUGCUCUGCAGAGCAGUGACGCGCGCUGCCUGGCCCUUCAGGUCGGCCUCUGGAAAAGCCAGUCGGACAUCCCGGAAGCGGCGGCGCACGAGCUGCAGCGAGCGCAGGGCGCGUUGGCAGAGGCGGAGGCGCGCGCCCGGAGGCUGCAGCGUGGACAGGUGGAGGUGCGGCUGCGCACCGAGGAGGCCAGGCAGGCGGUGCGGCGUAGCUUGCACCGAGUGCGGGAGCUGGAGGCGCUGGCGCGGCGCGUCCCUCGCUUGCAGCGCCAAGUGCAGCGACUGGAGGCAGAGCUUAGACGUUACAGGUCAGAAGGGCCUCAGCUCCUAACACCCCCACAAGCCAGUCAAAGGCCAGGAAACAAGAAUGGUGUACCUACAGCUAGAGGAACCAGAGAUUCAGACGCCACUCCAGAGGGAGUCCAGCUGUCAGACAGCAGCGUAAGGAGCAGAGACACAGAUGAAGAAGAUGAGCAGCUGUUCCGCUCCGUGGAAGGCCAGGCCGCCUCUGAGGAGGAAGAGGAAGAAAGGUGGCAGGAAAAGCCAAGGCGCCCACAGGCCCACGGUGAGGUAUCCGUGGUGCCACCUUCAGGUUGUGUAAGUAGAUGUGACAACCAGACAGCUGAGACGCUCAAGGCUUCCUUUGGCCACUGCGACGGUGCUGAGAACAUCUGCACCCUAGAGCUGGAAACCCAUGUCACCAGGCUUGGGGAACAGCUGCAGACCCUGGGCUACCCUUUCUCCCAGGCAGAACUGCAGCAGAUGAUGGAAACUGAGCAUCUGAGGCUGGAGCUGCAGAUGGUGGAGACAGAGAGGGUCCGGCUGUCACUGCUGGAAGAGAAGCUGGUGGAUGUGCUACAACUUCUGCAAAGGCUCCGGGACCUGAACAUAUCUAAAAAAGCCCUAGGGAAGAUGUUGCUGAAUGCUCUGGACCGGAACCCCUCACAGGAGGGCACAUGUGGCACCUUGGCCAUCCUGGACACCUUGCACCAAGCCUUGGUUGGCUGUGAGCUCCUACAGAGAAGUCCCUCAGCACCAGCAUCCACAGCUCCUGCACACACAGACCCCUUUCUCAUCUCCUGCUGA